AAAAGCUAGAGAGAUCCUCAAAACGGAAGUCUACGUUGCAAAAUGGUACAUGUGUUGUCAGCUGUCUGCUUCUCCCUUUUGGUCGGUGUUUUGCAAGUUUCUUUAGCCGAUGACGGACAGUGCUACACAUUUGGUGGUGACAGACAGUGUUAUGCCUCUCCAGGAGGGCAUGUCUAUCCUCAGGAAACUCGUAGAACGUCAGGACAUGCAAUUCAGUGGAGCCAAGCUGUCAUCUCUAAGCCAGCUCCUGAUUGGAAUGGUACUGCUGUGAUAGAUGGAGCAUUUAAGGAUAUCAGACUAGUAGAUUUUAAAGGGAAAUGGCUUGUUUUCUUCUUUUAUCCUCUUGAUUUCACAUUUGUUUGUCCAACAGAAAUUAUUGCCUUCAGUGAUAGGGUUAAAGAAUUUGAGAAGAUCAACACUCAGGUCAUUGCAUGUUCUGUGGAUUCACAAUUUACACAUCUGGCUUGGAUAAGCAAGGCUAGAAAUGAGGGAGGACUUGGACCAAUCAAAAUUCCUCUUUUGUCUGACAUCACACAUGAAAUCUCCAAAGCAUAUGGUGUAUUCUUACAAGAUUUAGGACAUAGUUUGAGAGGUUUAUUUAUCAUUGAUCCUAAGGGGAUAUUACGACAGAUUACAAUGAACGAUCUUCCUGUCGGUAGAUCUGUUGACGAGACAUUGAGAUUAGUACAGGCAUUCCAGUAUACAGACAAGCAUGGAGAAGUAUGCCCAGCUGGGUGGAAACCGGGCAGUGAUACAAUCAUUCCAGAUCCUAAGGAAGCUCAGAAAUAUUUCAGUAAACAGAAGAAUUCAGACUAAGAAUCAUCUUCAAAGUACUGCUGCUCUUAUUACAAAGAUCUUAAGUUAAAUUGAAAUACUAAUGACUUAUGAGUAAGACUUUUUGUGAAAAGAGCUGCAAAUUACAAAGAUGCAAGAAAUUCUUCUCUGUUCUCUUGAAAUUCCAAAUUAUGUAUUUCUAUCCAGUGCAAUUGCUAGAGGACCAUCUCAAAUAAUAGUUUUUAUAAAUGACUGUUUAUAAGGGCUGUACCAUUAAAUGGAUGUGGGAGUGUAGGAAAGGACUUUCAUGUCACCACAAUCAACAUAUUCUCAGUUAUUUUACAUACUUGUAUCUCCUAAUUUUAUUUUCCACAGUUAAUCUUUAUACUUUAACACCCCAUUUUUCUCGAUCUGAUUAAAAUACAAAUUCAAUGUCCAAGCUUUGCUUACAAGGAUUUUAAAACUCUGUUCUAAUUUCUGUUAAAAGACCUUUUGGGAUCCUCUGGUUCUGUGGGAUUAAUACAUACCUUCAAAAAUUUGAAGGCUGAAAUUUCAUUGGCUGAUGUGAUAAUUACCAGAACAAAUUAAAAACGAGUGUUGUCAAAAAAUUUUCAUAUCCUUGUAAGCAAAGUUAAGAUACAGAAUCCGUAUUUAAAUCAGAUUGCAUUUUGCUGUAUUCAUUAAUUGGUUUUCGGCCAUUAUUCUCUAAUCUGCCAACCCCAUCCAGACCCUCAUGCAUCAAAUGGACAUGCAACCAUAACUUACCCAUGUCCAGAAAUAAAUCUUCCCUUCCUACCCUCCCACAUUAAUCUAAUUUGAGAAGCCCUAUAUUUGAUGGGUUAAAGGUUUUGAGUAACCACGUAUGAAGUAAAACUGAAUUCUCAUAAUUAUUUUGAGCAUAAUGAAUCAUUAGGGGGGAAGGGUAUGCCUGUUCUUUCUGUUCAGAACUUACAGGUACCAGUUAGUCACUCAUUUGCUCUGUUAAAUGAUAAGUCAAAGAAAUAUGUUCAGCCACCAUGGAAAACAUGGCCUAUAUCUUGGGAAAUUGUGAAUUGAUCAUGUUUUGUUGUCAUAGCUUUAAAUGAAAUGACAGCUAUUUUAAAUGGAAUUUCUGGGAAUCCUUGUUCUGAAUAUAUGCACAAAUUUCAGAAUCCAACACAAAAAUGGCUACUGAAAACUGAACAGUGCCAAUGGUUGUAGCAAAGUUUCUUAAGCUACAAGGGAGAUAACCAGGUGUAUACUUCUUAAUUUUUUCAGUUUCGGAGUUCCUAUUUGUGAAAUAACUUCCAAUCUUGGUAAUGAAUAUUUGUGUUAAUGGGUUGCUGUCUCUUUGAUGUCUGGCAUAAUCUCCUUUUAUAAACACAUGUUGUGUUUUCAGUUGGAAAAAUUGUCAAAAAUUCAAAUGAAACUUUAUUGGGAAAAAAUCUGACUGAUUUUGAGUGUAGAAAUGAUCCCUAAAUCAUAAUAAUUUAUUGUCCUUGAAUAAGAAAUUUAUCAUGAGAAAGAAACUUGUAAAAUACAUUAGAAAUAUAUUUAUGCAAGAUGUAGAAAUUUACAUUACAUAUCUGCUGAAAAAUUAACCACAUGCACGAGGUCAAAUUCAUUUGUUAGUUUUCGUGGAUAUAUUGAAACACUUUUUGUAUGUUUACAAUGUGUAACUGUGUUAAAGACAAUAAAUCAUCUGUUUUUGUCAAUUUUAUGAGUUCUUUAAUAGUUUAUUUGGAUCGGAUGCAUGGUCCUGAGUAGUUUAAAUCCUCUAUAAUCAAUUGAAUUAAAGUAUUAUUGUGUAGUGUAUAUGUCUAUUGCUUACUGUAUAGCAAAUAUUUAUUGAGAAGGGUAUUAUAGCUAGUAUAACAAGUCAGCAAUCACCACAUUGUAUAUUUCCAUCUUUAAUAUAAGAAAAGCAGCUGUAAUUUAAUUUAAAAAUAGAUUUUAAUUUGAUGUAGAAAACUGAACUUUUCUUCAGUUAUGAUGAGUUGUUUUUAGACUUUUAAGUUUGAUAUUUUUCUGUUAUACAUUUGACAAGUAACUAGUCUUGAUAUUCUGAAAAAAAAAUUGCAACAGUGUAUUCCUCAGCAUUCAUGAUUUUAUGUAUUCGUGUAUAUUAAAUUGACCUGCAUUGUAUCCUUUCUGUCAGAGCAUUUUAUUUAUAAUGGUUAUAAGGUAUUAUAUGUAUGUUUGUUGAAUCAUAGCAAAAUUAUCUCCCUUUGACCACUGACCCUUUCCUCAUGCAUUUGAACUAUUAUUCUAUGUUUCUCUAACACUCUGUAAUGUUUAUGUCAUGUUGUUAGUAAUGUUAUGCUCUUAAUGGGCCCUUUAAUUUGGAAAAAUAAAAUAUUGUAUUGUAUUGUAUUGUAUUGUAUUGCUGUUUUUAGACUUUAAAUAUCAGAAUCACAAAUGAUUAUUUUUAAUGUAUGGAGUAUAUUGUGUAUGAAGCAAGGUUUAAAAAGAGGGUACAAAGAUUUUGUAGUAUAAACUCAUUAGUCUAUUGUUCUAAAAUUAGUUAAUUUACCACAGGGGACUUAAAAUGAGAAUUGUGUCCUUACAUGUACAUGAGUUACCUGAUUUUAGUGCUGAGGGAACAAAGAUAGUCAAAAAAAAUUCCAAAUGCCUGAUUUGUUUUUUUCUAUCAUAUUUUUUUUUCUCAACAGCUUUAGCAAAUAAUUAAAAGGGCUAGAAAAUGUGAACUUAUUAGUAGAUUAUGUUCUUAAGGACUUAAAUAAGGCCAUCUUUUUUUCUCUCAACAGCACUAGCAAAUGCUUAAAAACUUAAAAGGCUACAAAAUGUGAACUUAUUAGUAGACAUGAACUUUAAUGAUGCAACAUUAAAAGUGCAAUCUAAUUGAAAUAUAGAUCCUGUGCCCUUGCUUUGCUAACAAGGCUCAGACAACACUCCCUUCUACUUCCUGUUCUAAUCAUUGCCAACCAAUGAAAUGUCUUCCUCCAAUUUUUUUUAAGAUGUGUUUCAUUAUGGCAAAACCCUAGUAUUCUGAAAUGUUGAUCAAGAACAAAUUAGAAAGGAGCCUUGCAAGCUUAGUCAUAGGAUCUUUAUUUUGUUGAGAUAAUUCUAAAAUUGAGGAUAUGUUAAAGACUUCUGCUUUAAUUUAGUAUCAACAAUUGUUCCUUGUUGAAAUUUCUUUUCAUUUGUCUGAGGGUUUGGAAUGGAUUGUUUUGUGUAAGAACAAGUUGAUGUAUAAGUGAAAAUUUCAAAUGUUGAAAGGGGUUAACAUUUUACUCUUUUAAAUAAAUGUCAUUAAAUGACAAAACAAUUAUGCAUAUGAAUGUAGUGUCUUGUUUAACCUUUGAACUUGGCAUAUGAUAUCUUUUGAUAUCAGGAUAGAAUGUGGUGGAAAUGUUGUAAAAAAUGCAUUUUAUGUUUAUUCAAUGUUCUAUGGUAAAAAGUUGAGCUGCUAUACCAAAUCACCAUGCAAAAUGAUUUAUUAGUUACUUUAUCGUCCAAAAAUUGUUACAUUUCAUCUUUAUUCUAUAGAAAAUAAAUUAGACUGUUGUGUUAUUUAAGACUCUCAGUAUAUAUUGAUGAUGUAAGAAAAAUCCAUUGCAUUGUGAAAUCCUGUUGUAUGAAUGAUAUUUUAUGUUGAGCUAUAUUUGUAUGUUGAAGGGUUUAUUUACUUGUUCGUUAAUGGAAGCUAUUUUCAGUAAUAAAAAAUGUUCUUAAA
Molecule: messenger RNA, 4450 nt
Organism: Mytilus californianus (California mussel)
Lineage: Eukaryota; Metazoa; Mollusca; Bivalvia; Mytilida; Mytilidae
Product: peroxiredoxin-2-like
Exons: 6
Coding region: 43-816 (257 amino acids)
Biological process (GO): cell redox homeostasis; response to oxidative stress; hydrogen peroxide catabolic process
Cellular component (GO): endoplasmic reticulum; cytosol
Molecular function (GO): thioredoxin peroxidase activity
Source: RefSeq, a predicted model, not a curated record